AUGUUUGUAUACAGUUGCAUUGUUGUAACGCACUGCACUUGGAAUCAGCAACUGGUUGUUGUGGGGGUAGUUGAUGGCGACUCUGUCAAAUGCCUCGAUGAACAUCUGUGUGGCAUUGUAUCGCAACAUCUCAACAAGAUUGCCAUUGGCAUGAAGUUUGGCACCUUUGAUAGUUGA
Messenger RNA from Acytostelium subglobosum LB1, 177 nucleotides. RefSeq lists its product as hypothetical. The record is from RefSeq and is a predicted model, not a curated record. NCBI's taxonomy places the organism in Eukaryota, Evosea, Eumycetozoa, Acytosteliales, Acytosteliaceae. The transcript has a single exon. Bases 1 to 177 code for a protein of 58 amino acids.